Messenger RNA from Molossus molossus (Pallas's mastiff bat), 1854 nucleotides. It is a transcript of the gene SLC22A1, whose product is annotated as solute carrier family 22 member 1. Gene Ontology annotation, cellular component: membrane. The transcript is spliced from 11 exons. NCBI's taxonomy places the organism in Eukaryota, Metazoa, Chordata, Mammalia, Chiroptera, Molossidae. Bases 88 to 1788 code for a protein of 566 amino acids. The record is from RefSeq and is a predicted model, not a curated record. Gene Ontology annotation, biological process: transmembrane transport.
AACCGGCAGAGAAACCUGCAGAAACAUUGACCCUGGGCCCAGCUACCGAUGCAGAUCCAGUCAAGGCGAUGAGGGAGCUGGCCCGCCAUGCCCACCGUGGACAGCGUUCUGGAGCAGGUCGGGGAGUUUGGCUGUUUCCAGAAGCAAACCUUUCUGGCCCUAUGCCUGCUCUCUGCGUCCUUCGCCCCCAUCUACGUGGGCAUCGUCUUCCUGGGCUUCACCCCGGAGCACCGCUGCCUGAGCCCCGGCGUGGCCGCCCUGAGCCGGCGAUGCGGCUGGAGCCUGGCCGAGGAGCUGAACUUCACGGUGCCCGGCCCGGGGCCGCAGGGCGAGGCCUUCCCCCGCCAGUGCCGCAGCUACGAGCUGGACUGGAACCAGAGCGCCCUGGGCUGCGCGGACCCGCUGGCCGGCCUGGCCGCCAACAGGAGCCGCCUGCCGCUGGGCCCGUGUCGGCACGGCUGGGUGUACGACACGCCCGGCUCCUCCAUCGUGACCGAGUUCAACCUGGUGUGCGAGGACUCCUGGAAGGUGGGCCUCUUUCAGUCCUGCGUGAACCUGGGCUUCUUCCUGGGCUCUCUGGGCAUCGGCUAUGUCGCAGACAGGUUUGGCCGUAAGCUGUGUCUCUUGGCCACGGUGGUGGUCAGUGCCGUGUCGGGGAUCCUCACGGCCGUCGCCCCGGACUACAUAUCCCUGCUGCUGUUCCGCAUGCUGCAGGGGCUGGUCAGCAAGGGGAGCUGGACGGCUGGCUACACCCUGAUCACAGAGUUUGUGGGCCUGGGCUACAGAAGAACAGUGGCCAUCCUGUACCAGGCGGCCUACACCGUGGGACUCAUGCUGCUGUGCGGGCUGGCCUACGUCCUGCCCCGCUGGCGGGAGCUGCAGCUGGUGGUCUCUGCGCCCACCCUCCUCUUCCUGCUCUACUACUGGUGCGUGCCCGAGUCCCCCCGAUGGCUGUUAUCGCAGAAGAAGAACACUCAAGCCACAAAGAUAAUGGCUUACAUCGCCCAGAAGAAUGGCGCACAGCCUCCCGCUGACUUAAAGAUGCUGUCUCUGGACGAGGACGUCACCGAGAAGCUGAGCCCGGCGCUGGCAGACCUGUUCCGCACACCACAGCUGAGGAAGCACACCUGCAUCCUGAUGUACCUGUGGUUCACCAGCUCCGUGCUCUACCAGGGCCUCAUCAUGCACGUGGGAGCCACCGGCAAGGACCUGUACCUGGAUUUCCUCUACUCUGCGCUGGUGGAGUUCCCCGCGGCCUUCGUCAUCCUCGCCACCAUCGACCGCGUCGGCCGCCUCUACCCGCUGGCCGUGUCGAAUCUGGCGGCGGGGGCGGCCUGCUUCGCCAUGGUUUUCAUCUCACGUGAGCUACACUGGCUGAGCAUCGCAGUGGCUUGUGUUGGCCGGAUGGGAAUCACCAUCGUGUUCCAGAUGGUGUGCCUGGUGAAUGCCGAGCUGUACCCCACAUUCAUCAGGAACCUCGGAGUGAUGGUGUGUUCCUCUCUGUGUGACCUGGGUGGGAUCAUCACCCCCUUUCUGGUCUUCAGGCUGAUAGAGGUUUGGGAAAGUUUGCCCCUCGUGUUGUUUGCGGCGUUGAGCCUGGUCGCCGGGGGACUGACGCUGCUUCUUCCAGAGACCAAAGGGGUCACUUUGCCAGAAACCAUCGAGGACGCGGAGAACCUCCGGAGGAAAGCAAAGUCCAAAGUGCACAAGAUUUACUUUCAGAUCCGGACCUCAGAACCGCAGGCCCCCCAGAGAGAGGCUUCGCUGGGGACCGAGGGGCAGAGAUGAAGACGAGGUCCUCACGCGCCACGUGCUUACUUUCCGGUACUCUGCCUCACCGGGGCCAUCCCCAAA